AUGGACUUGCCCAAGACAUAUGAAGUGCGGAGAAUGCCCGCUUUUCUGACUGUAAUUUUUGUGGUAAGGUUUGUUACGGUAUGCAAAAGCCUAUUCUCGAAUAAAGUAGGAACUUGAUUCGAGACUGUGGUAAUGCGUAAUAUACUUUUAUGUUCAGAAAUGUAAUCAUUUUCAUUCCAAUUCCUUUCAUAUUUUGGAUUAGUCAGGCUAUAGAAACUUUAUGUUGAAAAAUGACCGCUUUGAGCCUUAUGGUGGAUGAUUGGAGCUAAUAUCAGUCUGUCGGGAAAAUAACGGCGGAUCGUCGCGCCUCGGAAUCGCCCAUCAUCGCUUUGCGACUGCAAGCCGCGGCUUGGGAUUUGGUGCGCGAUAGCGGCGAGGUGAGACAUUUUGCUGCGACAAUCCGCCGUUAUUUUCCCGACAGACUGAUAAGAAAAAAAAAGAACUUCGAGAACAGGACUUAGAUUAAGAAAAUUUCAGAUAUUGGCAGCGGUGUUGAACGAGGUAGUUCUUGCCUGGGUCCACGACCAUGUCCCCCGAUCCGUACCUCCUCUUCCGGAUACCUUCUUCAGAAUCUUCCCCGAGAUUACAUGGGUUAUGAUCAUUGCUGAAUAUAUCAUGUUAUUGCUCACACUCUCCGGCAUCGCCGUUCUCUUCCUCCAUCAGCAUCGAUGGAUUGUGAUUAGAAGAGUAAUGUUCUGUACGGGUCUUUGUUAUACCUUCAGGGCUUUCUGUAUCUUUUUAUUCCAGGUAAGGAAUUUAUAUUUCUAAUAACGGUAUGUUUGUACCUUUUAAUUUUGUUGUUCCGUCGCAGGUGCCGGUCCCUUCAGUGCAUACUUACUGUGCACCCCAGGUUAAUAGUAGUGCUAGUAUAAUAUUCGACCGUAUGAUGGGAAUAUUCUGGUCGGCGGGAAUCGAACAACUCCGACCUCGGACCUUAUGUGGAGAUCUGAUCGUCAGCGGGCAUACCAUUACAAUAUUCAUAUCAGCGAUGACUGUGAAAGCCUAUGUUCCUCGAAAAUUGGUGAUAAUCGGUAAGAAAAAGCCAAGACUUAUUACAAUUAUCAGGUUUCAUCUACCAAUCACUCGCUUUCGUGGCGAUUCUGUGUAUUUUACUUGCCCGAAAACACUACUCAAUAGAUGUCUUGGCGGCUUACAUGAUCACAACGAGGACCUUUUGGACAUACCAUUCGCUGGCCAGCACUUUCCAUGAUGGAAAUAUCGAAAAGAAUAUGCUAUCUCAGACAUGCUGGUCCCCUCUUGUCAAGUAUUUGGAAGCAGACGCCCCUCCUCCACAUCUCUUCCUCAAUGUUUUGGAGUGGCCUUCUUCUUGUCCGCAAAAGAUACGACGGAAGCUGGCUUUUUGA
This is a messenger RNA of Bursaphelenchus xylophilus (pine wood nematode), 1364 nucleotides long. The record is from the annotation of a GenBank genome assembly. Lineage: Eukaryota; Metazoa; Nematoda; Chromadorea; Rhabditida; Aphelenchoididae.